AAAAUAAUUGACUUCUAGACAAACAAAAUAUAACUCAGGCUACGGUUUUGCGUAAACGAGAUGGCUACACACCCUGGAGAUGCCAGAUUACCAAACUUUGAAGAAGGAAAAGCCUUUCCAGUAUUCAGGAAGUAUGCACCUUCGAAAGCUGUUUGUUUAUACUUGAUUAGACGUGAUAUAUGGAGUAAUCUACUUGAAGUUUAUGAAAGAAAAAAAUAAACAGGAGAAGAAGCGUCAGAAUUACCCGAAUGUGGUGCAGCCCCCUUACCAAGCCUCAUCAUCAUGGAAUAAGUGAGGGAAUAAUACAUGUGAACCCAUUGCUCAUUCCAAUAGGAUCCUACGUAUUCGCAGAAGUUUCAGCCAAGUACCGAUAUGUUAACACAGAUUUAGACUCAUCCCAUUGCGAAAUGAAUGAAGUCGUUUUUCAUAGAUGCAAACAGAUUUUACCACUAAAAAACUAUUUUGCAGACCGAGAAGAAAAUCUAAGAAAUCUUCCACAUGACCUUGAUACACAUUCUAUACGCAUAAGAGAAUUAUAUAAUAAAUCAGGAGGUCCUGUUAGCGAUGCGGCAAUGCGUGAUGAGAAUUUAUAUACUUCUGGAACUGAUAACAAUACACACGCUAGAAACACUUUUAUCCCACAAACACAAGCAACAAAGUUUCUGGAUAUUCAGAUUACCCCUAUGCAACUUUCACAUUCCCGUUUCGCUUCGACAUUAAUGGUAGUCGGGAUUCUGUAUACAUAAAAAACUUCCGCAACUAAUUAUUGAUGGAGAAGAACUUCCACCUACUAGGAUGAAAUUGUUUUAUCAAGCAAUAUUUGGAUUCACAUACCAUGAGUCAGAUACAGACCCUGAUACGCCAAGUGAGCUAUCUGAUUCCAAUGAAG
Heterobilharzia americana is the source of this 889-nucleotide messenger RNA. The record is from the annotation of a GenBank genome assembly. NCBI's taxonomy places the organism in Eukaryota, Metazoa, Platyhelminthes, Trematoda, Strigeidida, Schistosomatidae.